AUGACCGCUGCUCCCCCACAGCCUGCCUCGAUCGCCACCAUCGCGCCGUGUUUGCCUGGCGCUACUCGUGCGCGAGAAAACCUGACGUCGCAGCAGCGUCGGGCGAUCUACGAAACACUGUUAGAGCAGUCAACGGAUGGAGGGCUCCCGUACGGAGCACUACAUGACCUUGCUGUGAAGUUCCGUUGCCACUGGCGCACGAUAUCUCGGGUCUGGACACGAGGACGAGCCUCUCUUCGUAACGGCAACGACGUCGCCGAUGUCGCAUCUCGACUUCAGGGGAAUGUUGGCCGUAAAAAAACACGCACGUCAGAAGAAAUCGAGCAAGCCAUCAAGACAGUACCGCAUUUUGCGCGACAGACUCUCCGUUCCGUGGCCCACCAAUCCAACAUCCCCAAGUCCACGAUCAUUCGCCACAUCAGGGAGACGAAGCGGCUCAAGGCGCGCUCCAGCUACGUCAAACCGCUGCUCACGGAAGACAACUUGAAGACACGACUCAAGUUUGCCAUGAAUUUCGUGCGGCCUUCGGCAAGUGGAACCCACAUUUUUGCCAGCAUGCACCAGUAUGUGCAUGUUGACGAGAAGUGGUUCUACUUGACGAAGGUCAAACGAAACUUCUAUGUGUACGACGACGAAGACAUCGCGCUGCGCUCCGUCAAGUCGAAGCAGUUCAUCACGAAAGUGAUGUUGCUGGCCGCAGUGGCGCGGCCACGUUACGACUCUUCCAAGAAGAAGUUUUUCGACGGCAAGGUCGGCGUUUGGCCGUUCGUCGAAGUCGCCCCAGCCAAGCGAACAAGCAAGAACCGCCCCAAGGGACUGCCGUGA
Messenger RNA from Aphanomyces astaci, 825 nucleotides. RefSeq lists its product as hypothetical. The transcript has 2 exons. The coding region runs from base 1 to 825 and encodes 274 amino acids. Gene Ontology annotation, molecular function: nucleic acid binding. The record is from RefSeq and is a predicted model, not a curated record. NCBI's taxonomy places the organism in Eukaryota, Oomycota, Saprolegniomycetes, Saprolegniales, Verrucalvaceae.